AUGGUAAAUGAGGGAAUGAAUGCAAACACGUCUGAUGGAAUCCGAGUAACUUUGGUGCCUCAUGCGAUUACCGGAGAGGGCUUUUCUACUAAGGCUGCACCCCAUACUUCGUUUCAAGGGGUAAUCAGUAAUGUCGACGGAGCAAAGGAUAAACUGGAGAGUCUGGAGGCAAGAUUGAGGGCUGUUGAGGGAUUUGAAAGUUAUGGGUUCGGAGAUGUUGCCAGAUUGAGCUUGGCUCCUGGCGUAAAAAUACCACAUAAGUUCAAGGCGCCUGAGUUUGAAAAGUAUAAAGGAAAUACAUGCCCUAAGAGUCAUCUGACAAUGUAUUGCAGAAAGAUGGCUGCAUAUGCUUAUGAUGAGCAGCUGCUCAUCCAUGUUUCUCAAGAUAGUUUGGCUGGAGUGGCAUUAAACUGGUAUACCCAUUUGGAGCCGACUCGAAUUUGUUGUUGGGCAGAUUUGGCUGAUGCUUUUGUGAAACAGUACAUAUACAAUACACAUGUUGCGCCAGAUCGUUUACAGCUGCAAAACAUGUCGAAGAAGGACCACAAAACUUUUAAAGAGUAUGCUCAAUGGUGGAGGGAAUUGGCUGCACAAGUUGAGCCACCUUUGUAUGAUAGAGAAAUGGUGGCGAUGUUUGUAAAUACGCUCCAGCCACCAUUCUAUGAACAUAUGGUGGGUAAUGUAUCUUCAAAUUUUGCUGAUAUCAUCGUGAUAGGUGAACGAAUUGAGAUUGGGUUGAAAAAUGGAAAGAUUGCAUAUGGUUCGUCAAUGGUUACAAACUCCAAAAAACCCAGUUUCAACCCAGGAAAAAGGAAAGAAGGGGAUGUGCACGCAACAUCUACAACCCCUGUGUGGAGAGGUCAGGCUCCCAGUCAUAACUAUCGACCAUACUGGGGUCAACAUCCACAUGCAGCUAAUGUAUCCUUUGGUCAUCAAACUAGGCCUCAACAACAGCCAGGGUACUAUCAACCACAGUACAUCCCGACGAAUAAUUGGAGGGGAGGGGCAAACGUAAGUUCCAAUAUGAAUGUGAGUCCAAAUACUUAUCCAAGAAGGAACCAGGAGAGAAAUUAUGUUAAUUUUACUCCAAUUCCUACAACUUAUACGGAAUUAUUGCCCCAACUUAUCAAACAGGGUCUGGUUGUCAUUUGUCCCCUGAAGCCUAUGCAGCCUCCGUAUCCAAGAGGUUAUGAUGCAGAUGCAAAGUGUAGUUAUCAUGGAGGGGCCGCUGGUCAUUCCACUGAGAGGUGUUUGGCUUUCAAGUAUAAAGUGCAGACCCUAAUUGAUUCUGGGUGGUUAAAGUUCCAAGAAGAUAAGCCUAGUAUUGAGGCCAAUCCUUUAUCUGGGCAUGGAAGUACUUUGACGAAUGCUAUCAAAGUGAAAGAACAUGAGUUGGUGAGAAAGGUGAGAGAAGUCAGGAGCUCCAGGAGGUUUGUUUUAGAGGCGUUGCUGAAAGUGGGUAUUCUGAAAGGCGAUUAUGAUGGGAGUUUGGCAUGCGCGCUCCACCCAGAUGCUGAGCACUCUAUAGAGGAGUGUGUUGAGUUUGAAGAAUUUCUGCAAGACCUAUUAGAUCGUGGUCUGAUGCAAGUAUGCUGCAAGAGUGAGGAGGGAGAAGUAUUUGUGCAGACUGGUGAUGGAUCCGGCAUGACUUUACCAGAACCAUUGGUGAUUCGUUUCACUAGGGCUACCCCUAUCCCACCAACCCAAGGAAGGUCGCCUGUUGUUAUCCGUGUACCAGCCCCUUUUCCUUACAAGAACGAAAGGGCUGUCCCAUGGAGGUAUGGGACAUAUGCGUUAGACGAGGCACAAAGCGUUGAUCCUGGCGUUAAAAAUAUAUCAGGCAUAGGGGGAAUGACGAGGAGUGGUCGGAUUUUCACACCACCGGAGUUGGCACGGGAAAGAGUUAAUGAUAAAGAAGCAUCGAUGGUUACGAAGGCAAAAGAAUUCUUAAAGGGUAAAGGUGCACAGACAGAAGAGAUCCCCGACAAGGAAGAGAAGAGAUAA
Molecule: messenger RNA, 2004 nt
Organism: Vigna radiata var. radiata (mung bean)
Lineage: Eukaryota; Viridiplantae; Streptophyta; Magnoliopsida; Fabales; Fabaceae
Exons: 1
Coding region: 1-2004 (667 amino acids)
Source: RefSeq, a predicted model, not a curated record